Messenger RNA from Diprion similis, 1737 nucleotides. RefSeq lists its product as uncharacterized. Gene Ontology annotation, cellular component: membrane. The transcript has 7 exons. The record is from RefSeq and is a predicted model, not a curated record. NCBI's taxonomy places the organism in Eukaryota, Metazoa, Arthropoda, Insecta, Hymenoptera, Diprionidae. Gene Ontology annotation, biological process: transmembrane transport; heme export. Gene Ontology annotation, molecular function: heme transmembrane transporter activity; heme binding. Bases 160 to 1515 code for a protein of 451 amino acids.
GCGAAAUUGUAAAUCUUGAUCAAAACAUACAGUACCGUGUGUGAAAAAAAUGUGAAAGUCUGUGCGUCAGAAGUGUUUUUAGACGAUUUUAAACACUGGUUGUACGGCUGUUUCGCAGCUGACAUUGCCACGACAGUGACGAGCGUGAGGUCGCUUAAGAUGGACCAAAAACAGUGCAACGAAAACCCUACUGUUCCCCUGACAAGGGUGUACGCCAGAAGAUGGCUGAUGAUUACCAUUUUCAUUUUAUACGCGAUCGCAGUCAUCGGACAAUGGCUGCAGUACAGCAUCAUAAGCAACAUCAUUGCAAGAUACUACGACGUAUCGCUCGUGGCUGUGAACUGGACUUCCCUGGUAUUUCUGGUGAUUUACAUUCCUAUGGUGUUUCCCGCAUCGUAUGUGAUAGAUCGAUUAGGCUUACGCUGGACCAUGAUCGUCGGAUGUGCUCUGGUCACCUCUGGCAGCUGGAUCAAAGUAUUUUCAGCCUCGCCCGAUAGAUUCUACGUCACCUUCAUUGGCCAAGCCGUGAUAUCUAGUGCCCAGGUGUUCGUGAUAAGCGUCCCUGGCCGUCUUGCCGCUAACUGGUUUGGACCCCAUGAGAUUUCAACAGCCACGGCAAUUGGUCUUUUUGGCUGUCAAAUAGGAAUAGGAAUUACUUUCCUCCUGCCACCAAACAUCGUCAGGAAUCAUGAGCAGUUAGAAAAUAUUGGAAAUGAUCUGUUCGUACUCUACUUGACUACCGCCAUCUUCGCAUCGUUGGUCACCGUUGUUGUAUUCGCGUUUUUCCGGUCAGAUCCCCCGCUACCGCCGAGCGAUGCCCGGAGGCUUCAAAUUCUACACAAGACAGAGAGUACAGAAGGAUUCUUAACACUGACAAGAAGGCUGCUGACAAAUCGCAGCUACCUUGCUCUCUGGCAUGCCUUCGGUGUUACCAUAGGCGUUUUCAACGCUCUUAGUACACUCUUGAACGAAAUGUACCUCAUGCGAUUCAAGAGCGGGGAAGUCGAAGUUGGAUACAUCGGGGUGGUUAUAACAAUUUUAGGUAUGGCUGGAGCCAUUGUCGCGGGUGUCGUACUUGACAGGACACACAAGUUCAAACUGAUGAUCAGUUCGGUAUGUGCACUGUCGUGGAUAGGACUUAUACUCAUCGGAAUCGGCUUGCUGCUUGAACACAAAUGGAUCAUUUACCUGGGAGCAAUCAUGUUCGGGUUUUUCAAUGCUGGCUACAGCACACUCGGGUUCGAAGUUUGUGCGGAAUUCACCUACCCGGAUCCAGAAGGCGUAACUACUGCUUAUUUGACUGUCGCCCACCAAUCUUAUGGUGCAGCAAUGAUACUUAUUUUCGGAAAGGUAUUAGAAUCCUAUGGCGACCUUUGGGUCCACAUAGGACUCGGAGUAAUCGGCUUCACGGGAUUGGUAGCUCACAUAUUUACGAAAGAUUUGCAGAAGCGGCAAAAUGCGAAAGAAAUCGCUUGCCGCAACAAAGUACACUUGAAAGAAGACCCCAGUGCAUAAGACGUGAAGAGAACUGUCCGGAGUUAGAAAUCGUAUUUUGCGUAACAACUUGACCAUCGAAUUAUGCAAGAUUUUCAGAUCCCAGAUACGAUGACAAUUUAUCGCCAAGCGGAAUGUAUUAAAUCCAUUGGAGAAACUUGUUCUGGUUUAUUCCAAAAGCAUCUGACAUCACGCAAGAAAACUGGCGAGAAAAAGUGGUUCAAGUGCUAUAUACGCGUGUCA